Molecule: messenger RNA, 4191 nt
Organism: Pangasianodon hypophthalmus (striped catfish)
Lineage: Eukaryota; Metazoa; Chordata; Actinopteri; Siluriformes; Pangasiidae
Gene: ifih1
Product: interferon induced with helicase C domain 1
Exons: 16
Coding region: 269-3274 (1001 amino acids)
Biological process (GO): innate immune response; response to virus; positive regulation of interferon-beta production
Cellular component (GO): cytoplasm
Molecular function (GO): ATP binding; hydrolase activity; double-stranded RNA binding
Source: RefSeq, a predicted model, not a curated record
CAUAAGGUAAUGGAGCUCAACACAUGUUAGCUGACAUUAUAAGUACUGCUGAGAACAUUUUAGAGUAGCACAAAUGCCAGGACUCCGUUUAAAACCGAAAGCUUUGACUGAGCUCUGUUUGUAAGAAACCUAGCAGGAGGGGAAACGAAACCGAAAGCAGGCGGCACAUUUCCCGGGAGUUCAUGUUUUCUGCACCCUGUCUGUGUGUUUCACUGCGUUUCACUUUGUAUACACACAUUGUCCCGAGCUCACAUCUUUAUUCUGAACCAUGGACCACGAUCAGGAGAAGAAAACCAUCGACUGCUUCAGAAACCGACUGAAACAGCUGAUUCGGGUCGCCCCUGUUCUGGAUGUGCUACACUUCCUAAGCGAUGAGCAAAAGGAGCUGAUAAAAGCCAAACUACAGAAUGAAGGCGAAAAAAAGGCUGCCGACCUUCUCCUCCAGGAAAUUAUAAGUAAAACCUAUCCAGAAGGCUGGUUCAGAGAACUCAUAACUGCACUUGAAAUGGUCGGAUGUAAACAAGCAGCCAACUAUAUGGAAAACAAUCCUCCCAGUCCGUCCUUAGAGGCUGAGAAUGACACCUACAUCCGGCUGAUAGACCUGCUGAAGCUCUCUCUAAUCAACAUAAAGACUCGGGAUGUGUGUCACAGCUGUUAUGAGAGGAAUAUUCUUACCGCCGAGGAUCGCGAGACUAUUUUAGCAGUGACAGAACAACAUGGGAACAUGGCCGGAGCUCGUGCACUGUUGUCUCAGCUGCCAAAGAAUGAGUUUGGCUGGUUCUCACAGUUCCUGGAUGCUUUGGAGAAGACAGAACACAUCAGGCUGGUGCAGGAAUUACGAGGAGAACCUGACGAGCCCAGUGAAUCAUCAGCUGAUGCUGACAAACCACAAUCUCUAAAGGAUGAGAGUGAAUUGGCUACACAGACUGACACAAAGAUGGGGGACGAGGUUUUGGAUAACCCUGCCCCCAGAUCUCUCUCUCCCCCUCCCAGUUUGGCCUCUGGCUCCUCAGCUGAAGCUGCAGCUCUUGACAGAAGUAUGGACAGCAGUAGCUUCCUUUCCUGUAUGGACUCAUCUGCUGAGCUUAGCAUUGGAGGCACAGAUUUGGACCUUUAUGAAGGCAGUGAUGAAGAAACAACAGAGAGCUCGGAUCAAUCAGUGAAUGAGAAAGAGAUUGUGCUGCGUGAUUAUCAGACGGAUGUCGCUCGUCCAGCUCUGGAGGGAAAGAACAUCAUCAUCUGUCUCCCGACAGGAAGUGGUAAAACCCGAGUUGCAGUGUACAUCACCAAACAGCAUCUGGAGAGCAGAAAGCUAAAGGGACAGCCAGCAAAAGUUGUUGUUCUGGUUAACAAGGUGCCCCUGGUGGAGCAGCACUACAAAGCAGAGUUUGGGAAGUUUCUGAAGCACCAGUACUCUGUAGAGAGAGUGAGCGGAGACUCACAGCUUAAAAUCUCCUUCCCACAAGUCGUUGAGAAGAAUGAUAUCAUCAUCUGCACUGCGCAAAUCCUGGAAAACUCUUUAGCCAAAGCCAAACAGGGUGAUGAGGACGGGAUCACAUUAUCACAAUUCACUUUGAUGGUAAUUGAUGAGUGCCAUCAUACACAAAAGGGAGGUGUGUAUAACCACAUCAUGAUCCGCUACCUGAAACAGAAGCACAGGAAUGCUAGGCUGCGAAAGGAACAGAAACAACCAGCGCCGCUGCCACAGAUCCUCGGCCUCACUGCUUCACCCGGAGUUGGAGGAGCCAAGACUCAGCAGAAAGCUGAAGAGCACAUUCUCAGAAUUUGUGCUAACUUGGACGCCUACACAAUAAAGACCAAAGCUCACGGAGAAGAGCCCAAGGGUCCAUACAAACGUAUUGCGAGUGCUCAGGAAAGAAAGGAGGAUCCCUUUGGAGAUGUGAUCAAAGGAAUCAUGAAUGAGAUUCACACACAUGCCCAACUGAACCCACUGUGCCAACCAGGCACACAAAAUUAUGAGCAGUGGGUGGUGCAAAAAGAGCAGAAUGCUGCUAAAGAAGACAAUCAGACAGUGCGGGUUUGUGCAGAGCAUCUGCGUCAGUACAACGAGGCUCUCUACCAGAGCAACACCAUCCGCAUGUGUGAUGCCUUCAGCUUCCUCGACAAGUACUACAAUGAAGAGAUCAAGAAGAAAUUUUCCCCUGACGAUGAGGACACAAUUCAGAUCACUGACACUGAACGAUUUCUCUUCAAAUUAUUUAAUGCUAAAAAAGAGCGUCUUCAGGAGCUGAUGAAAAACCCGCAGUAUGAGAAUAACAGUCUGGCUCAGCUGAGGGCGCUCAUCUUGGAGGAGUACACCACCAGAACUGAAGCCAGAGGCAUAAUCUUCACCAAGACUCGCCUCAGUGCCAUUGCUCUCAGCCAGUGGAUUCAGGAGAACUCAAAGUUUGAGGAUGUUGGCGUCAGAGCAAGCCACCUGAUUGGUGGUGGAGAUCAGAGUGUGGUGAAACCAAUGACUGCAGCAGAGCAGAGGGAGGUGCUGAACAAGUUUCGUGAAGGAGUGAUCAAUCUGCUGAUAGCCACUACUGUGGCAGAGGAGGGCCUUGAUAUUAAGGAGUGUAAUUUUGUUUUUCGGUACUGUUUGGUGACCAAUGAAAUCGCUAUGAUUCAGGCUCGAGGCAGAGGAAGAGCAGAGGACAGCAGUUACACAGUGGUGGAGGAGGCAGGAUCGGGUGUAGCAGAACGGGAAAGUGUGAAUGAAUACAGGGAAAAAAUGAUGAGCAAAGCUAUCGCCAGGGUGUGCACACUGAGCCGUGACGAGUAUGAAAAGAAAAUAAAUGAGAACCAGCUGCAGGCAAUUGUGGAGGAGCGUGUGAAGACGAAGAAGAAGGAUAAAAAGGGCAUGAUGAAGGAAGACCCCAGCAAAGUGAAGCUAUCCUGCAGGAGCUGUGGUGUAUCUGUGUGCUCUGGAGAAGAUAUUGAGAUCAUUGAGAGGAUGCACCAUAUCAAUGUGACUGCAGCAUUCAGAGAGCUGUUCACUGUCAGAGAGAACACUGCCCUUCAGGAGAGACUACUGGAUUAUGAGGCAAACGGAGUUAUAGCAUGUAAAAACUGUGGCCAGCGUUGGGGCUCUAUGAUGCUUUAUAAAAGCAUUGAAUGUCCAUGCCUCCACAUCAAAAACUUUGUGGUGGCAUACAACUCAAAGAAAAAGGUGUUCAGCAAGUGGAAUGAGCUGGCCAUCAGGUUCCCUGCGUUUGACUACGCUCACCAUGUCGUCACACACAACUCAGACGAUGAAACAGAGAUGGACUAAAUCAGUGUAAAAAGCAAAACAGUGCUCAUCUCAGUUUACUUACUGACAACUAGUACUGAACACCAUACUGUGCAUUGUGCCAUUGAAUGAAUGAUGCAUGAAGCUGUCACAAAAAUAUAAAGAUAUAUUGCUAUUGCCGCAUUCACGCCAUGAAAAAAAUCAACAGACCAUACAAUCAUUUACACUGGUAUGUGGAAUGUGAAUACUGUCUCUUUUAUUUCCUUUUAUGAAAAAUCUUUUUAACUCUGGAUGAUUUUCAGGAUAAGAAAUAUCUUAAAACAUACUGAUAGACAGUAUCAUCAUCUCUUUUAGUUGCUGUAAAAUGUUUUACAUUUUAAUGAUGAUCAAUUUAAUCACCACAUUUUUAUGGCUGCUCUGACUGCUUCCAUGAGAGUGGUGACUUUUUUUUAUUUUUUUUUUCUUGGACUAAUGCCAUUCAAUGCAGUUCCACUAAAACCUCUAAAAAUAUCUAAAGAUUUCUGUCACUUCUGUUUUCUUAAAAAAUACAAGUUCCUUAAUCAUGUGGAAUAUUUUUUCCUGUGAUACUUAAAUGAAUGAGAUAUUUAUCACUAUAAGCUCCAAAUGAAUUGAACACCUUUAACACCUUUACACUGUAAAAUCAGGUCAUUUAUGGCUUCAGCAGGUGAAGCCAAGAGGAGCAAGCCUUCAUGACUAGUCCAUGCAUGUUUUGUUGUUUUGCAGAUUUGGUACAGCACAUUGGGUAUGAUAUUUAAGGGUCAUUCCAUCUAAACUGUGUGAAGCCUAUAGUUGUUUUACCCCUAAAUUUUAUAUCACAUAUACAGUGUGCUAGAUUUCCAGUAAAAAUGUCAUUUUCCAUUGACUUACACAAUGCAGUGUACUUCUUUAGGGAAGGAUAUGGUUUAUUCCCACUAAACAAAUAAAUGUCUGAUGUGUCA